AUGAUGUUCGACACCAAGAAAGAGGAUGGCGAAAUCGCGCCAUCGUCGAUAAUCCCGUCAGACCAAGCCUCGGACGGGGAACAGAUCGGUCAGGUCCGGGAACUCACAGACGUCGAGAAGGCUCGGAUGCAAGAUGGCGAAGCCCAUUUUAACCGACUCGGUUGGAAACGGUUGACGGUCAUCCUCAUUGUGGAGGCUAUCGCUCUUGGGAGUCUGGGUAUGCCCGCGGCCUUUGCGACGCUUGGAAUGAUUGCCGGCACGAUCCUUUGUGUUGGACUGGGCCUGCUGGCCAUCUACAGCAGUUAUGUCGUCGGACAGGUCAAGAUAAAAUACCCUCACGUGCAACACUACGCCGACGCUGGACGGUUGAUGAUGGGCAAAUUCGGUUAUGAGCUGAUUAGUUUCAUGUUCGUCUUGCAACUCGUCUUCCUCGUAGGUUCGCACACGCUCACGGGCUCGAUUGCGUUCCUCAACCUCACAGAUGACGGCGCGUGCUCGAUUGUUUUCGGCAUCGUGUCCGCUAUCAUCCUGCUCCUACUGGCUCUGCCACCCUCGUUCGCCGAAGUGGCGAUCCUUGGGUACGUCGACUUCGCAUCCAUCAUCCUUGCCAUUGGCAUUACGAUCAUUGCGACAGGUGUGCAGCGAAGCGAGAUGAAGAUGGCAUCAGACUGGUCCGCGUGGCCCGCUCCAGACGCCGGCUUCGUCGACGCCUUCAUUGCCGUCACGAACAUCGUCUUCGCCUACAGUUUCGCCAUCUGCCAGUUCUCGUUCAUGGACGAGAUGCACACGCCCAAGGACUUCGUCAAGUCGAUUUGGGUGCUUGGAAUCAUCGAGAUCAUCAUCUACACCCUGACUGGGGCGCUGAUCUACUCCUUUGUCGGCCAGGACGUCAAGUCCCCCGCUCUCCUAUCUGCCGGACCCCUCCUGUCCAAGAUCGCAUUUGGUAUCGCCUUGCCCGUCAUCUUCAUUUCGGGAUCAAUCAACGGCACUGUUGCUGGCCGAUAUAUCCACGGUCGCGUUUACAAGGACUCUGUUAUCCGGUAUAUCAACACCCCCAAGGGCUGGAUCUCAUGGAUCGCGCUUAUCGCGUUCCUAACCAUUAUUGCCUGGGUUCUUGCUGAGGCUAUCCCGUUCUUUGAGGACUUGCUGGCCAUCUCGUCAUCUCUCUUCAUUUCGGGCUUCACCUUUUACUUCCCCGCCAUGAUGUGGUUCAUGUUGAUUCGCCAAGGCUCCCCUUUCGCCAAGGAAAAUUUGGUAUGGACUGUCUUGAAUGCAGUGUGCUUCAUAAUAGGAAUCGUGAUUCUCGUGGGUGGAACAUAUGCCAGUAUCGAGGAUAUUGUAAGUGCCUUCUCUCGUCCGUUUCUAGCAGCUUUAGCCUAG
This is a messenger RNA of Xylaria bambusicola, 1380 nucleotides long. RefSeq names its product transmembrane amino acid transporter protein-domain-containing protein. Gene Ontology annotation, biological process: amino acid transmembrane transport. The coding region runs from base 1 to 1380 and encodes 459 amino acids. Gene Ontology annotation, cellular component: vacuolar membrane. The transcript is spliced from 2 exons. The record is from RefSeq and is a predicted model, not a curated record. Lineage: Eukaryota; Fungi; Ascomycota; Sordariomycetes; Xylariales; Xylariaceae. Gene Ontology annotation, molecular function: amino acid transmembrane transporter activity.